Molecule: messenger RNA, 1942 nt
Organism: Pyrus x bretschneideri (Chinese white pear)
Lineage: Eukaryota; Viridiplantae; Streptophyta; Magnoliopsida; Rosales; Rosaceae
Product: pre-mRNA-splicing factor CWC25 homolog
Exons: 4
Coding region: 173-1747 (524 amino acids)
Biological process (GO): mRNA splicing, via spliceosome
Cellular component (GO): U2-type spliceosomal complex
Source: RefSeq, a predicted model, not a curated record
UAAUAACCGGGGUUCUGGAAAAAAUAAAAAGAUCUAUAUCUUCUCCAAAACACAUACGGCAACGAGAAGGGUGAGGCACAAGAAAGAUUGAUUGCGAGUGUGGGAGUUAGAAAUUUUAUCAUUUCAAAGAAAUUGAAUCAGCCGCCGCCUCCUCCUCCCCUGCAGAAGAAGAAUGGCGUUGAAAUUCUUGAACAAGAAGGGAUGGCACACAGGCAGCCUUCGGAACAUCGAGAACGUCUGGAAGGCGGAGCAGAAGCGCGACGCCGAAGACAAGAAGUUGGACGAGCUCCGCAAACAGAUCGUCGAGGAGCGCGAGCGUUCCGAGUUCCGCCUUCUCCAGGUGCAAGCCGGCCUCGUCCCAAAGCAAGAGCGAUUAGAGUUCUUAUACGAUUCCGGAUUGUCCGUUGGGCGCCCUGGCGGCUCCGAUGCUUUUAACUUACCCAAGCCCGAAGACCCGCCUUCCUCCUCUACGUCCGCCCCCGCCAAGGAGCAGCAGCCAACCGCGCCGGGAGCUCUCUUUGAAGAAAAGCCCCAAUCUGCCAACGACGCUUGGAGGAAGCUCCACUCGGAUCCUUUGCUUAUGAUCCGGCAGCGCGAGCAGGAAGCCCUUUCUCGUAUUAAAAACAAUCCUGUCCAGAUGGCCAUGAUUCGCAAAUCUGUAGAUGCAAAGAAGCCCUCGGAGCAAGAAGAUGACAAGAAGGAACCUCGUAAGAAGCGCCAUCACACAUCCAAGCACCGCAAGCACUCAUCAUCCAAACAAGCAUCCAAUUCAGAAAAUGACACUGUUGAAGUGGAAAGGAGGAAGAGUAGUCAUCGCAAGAUAUCAAAGUAUGCUAAUAAUUCAGAUUCCGAAGAUGGAUCACGUAAAAUAGCACGUAGAAGUGAGAAUCAUGCAAAGCAUUCAGAUUCAGAAGAUGAAUCACAUGACAAAGGACGUCGGAAUGAGAAGAACCCUGUUAGGCAUUCAGAUUCCGCAGAUGAAUCACGUGACAGAGCAUGGCGAAGUGAGAAGAACCAUGUUAAACAUUUAGAUGCAAAAGACGAAUCACAUUACAGAGCAGGUCGAAGUGAGAAGAACCCAGUUAGGCGUUCAGAUUUUGAACAUGAAUCACGUUACAGAGCACAUCGAAGUGAGAAGAAGCGUGUUAAUCAUUCAGAUUCCGAAGAUGAAUCACUUUACAAAACACGUCAAAGUGAGAAGAACCAUGUUAAGAAUUCAGAUUCUGAAGAUGAAUCGGGUAGAAGAGCUCGUCGAAGUGAGAAGAACCAUGUUAAGCAUUCAGAUUUUGAAGAUGUGUCACGUGACAGAGCACAUAGGGGUGAGAAGAAUCACUCCAUAAAAGUUGCCAGAGAGGAUGGGCAAGGGGUUGUCAAGGGGAAAAUUGACAGUUCGGACGUAGAAAAAUAUUCCGUGAAAGGUCGGAAUGAACCACAUUAUAAGCGUAGGAAUGGUGCUCCUAAACUUUCAGAAGAAGAGCGAGCUGCUAGGCUAAAGGAGAUGCAAAUGGAUGCUGAGUUGCAUGAAGAGCAAAGAUGGAAACGACUGAAAAAGGCUGCGGAGAAUGAUGCCCAGGAAGCCACACGGGCUGGCAACUCCGGUGGUAGGAAUUUCUUGGAUGCUGUGCAAACUAGUGUUUAUGGUGCCGAGAAGGGUGGAAGCUCAACAAUUGAGGAGAGUGUACGUCGCCGAACACAUUAUUUGCAAGGCAGGCCUGAAGCAAGUGAGCGCAAUGCUUUUCGACGCUAAUGAUGUUGUGUUUUGUUGUUCAUCCAUUUCCGUCGAUCCAGGAAUUCUUCACUUUUCUCGAUUGGUUCUGUGUACGUUUCAUGUACUAAUAGUUAAAUCCUUUCCUGUGUAAUGUUAUUUGUUGAAGCUGCAUGAACAUUUGUUACCUGAAACAAAUUACCUUCUAUGUCUAUUUAUUUUUUCUGUUACUUAAAA